CUAUCCUAUCAUCCUUGGUACACUAUCCUACCAUCCCAUUUACACUAUCCUACCAUCUUGCUUACACUAUCCUAUCAUCCUGCUUACACUAUCCUACCAUCCCACUUACACUAUCCUACCAUCCUGCUUACGCUAUCCUAUCAUCCCGCUUACACCAUCCUACCAUCUUGCUUACACUAUCCUAUCAUUCCACCUGAACUAUCCUACCAUCCUGCUUACACUAUCCUACCAUCCCGCUUACACUAUCCUACCAUCCUGCUUACGCUAUCGUAUCAUCCCGCUUACACUAUCCUAUCAUCCUGGGUUCACUAUCCUACCAUCCCACUUACACUAUCCUACCAUCCUGCUUACGCUAUCCUAUCAUCACGCUUAUACUAUCCUAUCAUCACGCUUACACUAUCCUAACAUUCUGAUCACAAUAUCACACCAUCCAGCUUACGCUGUCCUACAGUCCUGCUUACACUAUCCUAUCACCCUUCUUACACUAUUCUACCAUUCUACUAUCCUACCAUCCUGACAUCAAUGUCAAAUAAUACUGCCGUCGCCAUCCUAUAAUUCUACUGACUUUCUAUACUACAAUCAAACUAUGCUAUCACCCUACUAUGCUUCCAUCCUAUUACUAUGGGAAACAUUUAACAAAAUAGCUUAUAUGUUUUUAGUUGUUUAACGUGCUUAACAAGGAAAUCACCUGCUGUUUUAUAUGCGCGUUCCAUGGCAUAACGUAUUCGUAUUAUGGCCCAAUAGCGCUGUGGAUGAAAACAGAUGUGAGUAGAAAUAAACGAUUAUAGACAAUGUAUUCAUUUGAUUUAGCUUUUAUACAUGUUUUAUGCCAGAACAGCGUUCACGAAUGUUAGUUUCAUUUUAUAAUACCGGUAUCUGCGGAUUUCAACGUGAUAAUUCGAUGGGAUUAUGCAGAUGUUAUAACACGAACAAAAACAUGCGUUAUCCCAACAGUAUUAUGGUUUUGCAACCCAGUCUCUGUGCCCCUGAACAACGUAUAGUUGUCAGUUAAAAUGGUUGCGCAUGCGUGCUUAGUUUUGUGUAUUAAAAAGAAAGGAGAAAAUUAUUGUACGUUAAAUAUAGACACAAUUCAUCCUCAUUGUAAAUUUCACAUGACGAAUAGAUCAAAACAAUUAUUGUUUAGAGAUUUUACUUCCGUCUCCUUUAAGUUUCUUUUACACUUAAAAAAACUCAAGAGGAUUUACCGGAGCAAGAGAAGAGUUCAAGAUAGUUUCGAGUUUACUUUGUUUACAAGUUUAUUGCGCAUCUAAGUAUAUAUUGUAUAAUGUUCUUUAAAAUAUGACAGUUUUUAUACUAAAGAUUUUACAAGUUUUGUAUAAAAUAGUUUUGUAAUGCGUGCACAAACUAAAAAUAUCUUCCGUGUCCCGUCUGUGCAGCCGUGCAUACAGGACUCGUUUGCCUUAUCUCAUGGAUAUAUUAAUGUAUUGUAAGGAAUUUCUAGUUUCUUCGGCAUCUGGAAAUUAAAACAUGGGUGAAAAGAAAUUAGCAGAGGCCUACAUUUUAGGGAUUCCAUUUGGAUUGUUCGGUGCUCAUCAUUUUUAUCUGGGACGGAAAGGGUUCGGUAUCUUGUAUGUUUGCACACUGGGUCUAUUCGGGCUCGGAUAUAUCUAUGAUUUGAUACGUAUGCGGUGGUUGGUGAAACAUGCAAACAAACAGGAGUCAGAAGCGAAGAUGGUUUCAGACGUAUAUCUGAUAGGGGCGUUAGGAGGAAUAUUUGGUGCGCAUCACUUUUACCUUGGCAACAAGAAACUUGGCAUCUUCUACGCAUGUACACUUGGAGUGUUCACCCUGGGCUGGAUAGUAGAUAUGUUCCGAAUGAAGCAUCUCGUGAAAAACCACAAUGCUCACACCGAGGAAAAGUCUCUCGGAACCGCCUACAUAUUAGCGUUACCUCCCUUGGGUAUUUUUGGAGCAUAUCAUUAUUACUUAGGCAAUGUGAGAUUAGGUUUGGUAUACACUUUCACGUUCGGAAUCUUUGGAAUUGGAUGGAUAGUUGACUUGUUCCGCAUGCCAAGACUAGUGCGGAAAGCCGGAUUGAAUAAGAAAUCCAUUGGGACUUCGUACAUAAUGGCGAUGCCUCCCUUUGGACUCUUUGGUGCACACCACUAUUAUUUGGGAAAUUAUUUGUUAGGAAUUGUCUAUACAUGUACAUUAGGAAUAUUCGUGAUAGGAUGGAUUAUGGAUCUGUUCAGAAUGAAAAGUCUCGUCAAAGCUUCAAAUGACCCAACAAUUGAUUACGGAACAACAAAAGUCACUGCGUACAUUUUGUGUGUGUCCCCACUUGGAAUCUUUGGAGCUCAUCAUUUUUAUUUAAAAAGAUACUUGAACGGUGGAUUUUAUGUUGCAACUUUGGGACUGUUUGGGUUCGGUUGGUUUUUUGAUGUGUUUAGACUUCCGGUUCUAUACGAACGUUACGCCGCCAAAGACAAACACAAAUAUCCGGAUGAAGCAUACCUGUACUGGUUUCCAUUCGGAAUAUUCGGACUUCAUCAUUUCUAUCUUAAUAAUAAGAAAUGGGGAAUCCUGUAUGCUUGUACCCUAGGGUGUCUGGGUAUCGGUUGGUUAAUUGAUGGCAUUCGCAUGCCUAUGCUACUUAAAGAAUAUAAUAAACAUAUUGAAGAUUCAUGUAUGAAUAACUGCAGGAUUUGUAGGCCUAGCUGCGGUUCUUGUUCAAGCAAUAGCUGUGGCUGUUGUCAUCCAACUUCUGAAUACGAAACAAGCGUUGAAAUAAGAACACCAUCUCGUGGUGAAUUUGAAUUGGUUAGAGAAAUGCAUCAUUACGCAAAUAACGAAAGCUGCAACGAGAAUCCUGGCGAAGGGAACCUGUACACAGAGCUAGAAAUUCAUGACACGUGUACAGCAGAUCUUAUGACGUCAACCCAGCCGACAACACAAACCUACGAUUAUAUUGAGUAUCAGGGAGAUCCCGAAUACAACGAACAAUAUUUAGAUGCCGAAUAUGACGAACAAUACGUAGAGGAGACAGAAGCAGGUAAUUUCGGUUUUCCUUACCAAACAGAAGCUGAUCACGAGAUCGUAGACUACAAUCAAGAACAAUGCCAAGACUAUACGAACUAUGCUUAUGCUGCUGAUAAUUACACAGAAGAUGAUUAUAAUUUUCAGUACGAAGCUAAUCAUCCCAUUGAUGAUACACGUCAUAACGAAGAUGUUGAUUUAACAGGUCAGAAUGAACAAGAAUAAUAUGAGCUUGAUGCUGAACAGAAUGAUGAUGAUAGUUAUAUAAAUGAAGAUAAUAAUGAUCAUCAAUUCGCAAGUGAUGAAAUACGUUAGUGAUAUUAUUUCUCAGAAUGAACUGGAAUAAUAUGAACUUCAGUUAUCAGAAAAUUAAUUCAGACGGACAACCGAGGAUGUACAUUAUGUGAUGACACCUUACAAUACAAUAGAAACCUAUAUCAUUGUUUCACGGUACGUGCAGACGGCACAGUAUAUCAGUAUCACCGUUUCAUCAACCAAAUCCAGAAGAGGCUCUCGUAGAUUUUUGUUUUAUCAUUAGAGGAGUUUUGUUAAUAGAUGUUUUAUUGUUUAAGGGGUUUUCGUGAAUUACGGUUUUAUUAUUCAAAGUGGUUUACGUGAAUUGCGAUUUUGUUAUUCAAUGUGGUUUUCGUGAAUUGCUGUUUUAUUAUUCAAUGUAGUUUUCUUGAAUUAUUUUAUUAUUCAAUGUGGUUUUCGUGAAUUGCGGUUUUAUUGAGUCGGCUAAAGGCUGAAAGCCUUUUGACGAGUCCUUGCUGUUCAGCGAUUCUCUAAAUGGACCGAAUAACACGUGAAGGGAUGUAGUUCCAUUAGAUUUCUCAAACUUCAAACAGUUCACUGCAUGGAUGAAGUUAAAUUGUGUCAAUUCCCUUUGCUAUGACCAAUAUACGAUGUAAUCUGUCAUGUUUAUGACUUGUAAUUGUGCAAUACUCAAAUGUAACUCAUUAAGCAUAAAUGUGCAUUUUAAGAAUUGCGCAGGCUUACAAAGCUUGGGUAACAUCCAGCGAAAGACAAAAAAUAGUUCCACAGGGCUCCAGAUAAGAUGCGUAUUAGCGUAAAUUACGUAUAGAAGUAAUGCAAAUACGCAUGUCUAAUAAUUUCUAAGCGUAUAAAAACGUAUAUAAAAUUACAGAAACGCACACAAUGCUUUUUUAAAAACAAAAUCUGAAUCGUCUGGAUGCGUUAGGUAACAUAGCCGAUCAGCCUUAAUUCUCCCACAUUGAACGUAAACACGCAUCGUAUGAUUUCUAUAAACUUUGCGUGGGUUGAAUUUUGCAGUCAGUAAACGGAUAAAUUAUCGGAAGAAGAAGCUCUUACUGGUUUGUUUAGUU
Messenger RNA from Mercenaria mercenaria, 4343 nucleotides. RefSeq lists its product as uncharacterized. The transcript has 3 exons. The record is from RefSeq and is a predicted model, not a curated record. The coding region runs from base 1489 to 3222 and encodes 577 amino acids. NCBI's taxonomy places the organism in Eukaryota, Metazoa, Mollusca, Bivalvia, Venerida, Veneridae.